Molecule: messenger RNA, 543 nt
Organism: Suillus subalutaceus
Lineage: Eukaryota; Fungi; Basidiomycota; Agaricomycetes; Boletales; Suillaceae
Exons: 1
Source: RefSeq, a predicted model, not a curated record
GAAGCAAUCAAGUGGCCAGAGCUGAACACUCAUGGCUCUGAUGUUCACGCGUUGCCAACCAAUUCUACGGGCCGGUCAGGUUUCGGUGCAGAGAAUGAAUCCGAGGUGAACCUCGCACGCGCAUCCAGUCCCGGUGGAUACGCCCAUUCCGUAGCUGCCAACUCACUUCCUGAAACCUAUACAAAUUCACCAGAUCCAUACGCCGUCCCUCCCCUCCCGCACCUCAACCCCAACCAACCCUACCACGACGACGCCGGGACCUACGACCAGCCAGGCUACUACGAUCCCUAUCGUGGCCCCGUGCCCAAUACAUUUGGUGACGGUUUCUCAGAUGGCCAUAAUACAGAGGCUAUCCAGAUGACGCGGAUGGCCCGGACCAGGAGUCCAGGUCCACAGAUAGGAUAUGAUGUGCAAGGUCGCGCGUCCCCUGGUCCGCAGGCGGCCAUGGGAUAUGCACUUGAUGGGCGACCGGCAAGUCCCGCCAUCGGUGGUGGUAGGGUAUCGCCAGGCCCGCAAGCCGCAUAUGGGUACGGGCCGCGGUGA